GUCCCCAGUGCCAGUUCAUGGUGUAGUCAUUCUUGUGCUGUAAAGAGGCUGCAAAUUGGCUCAAUCAGCGCAGAGGAGGCUGAUUGAACAAUACUUUCAUCCUUUAAGGUGGGCUUGCUGAAGCUGGAUUUGGUGCACACACAACUUCGAAGUAAUGCUACUUUCAUCGAAACUCUAAUAGAGCUAUAAACUCCAACUUUGCAUUUCCUUGUUUCACCAUGUGAGUUGUUUGAAUUGCCUUGGUUUGUGUAUAAAAUAAUAUCGAUCUGUAAUUUUCCCGCUUUUAGUUAUUUCCUGCAUCUUACUAUCGAUAUAGAUGAACAUGCUGAUGCAGAUGAUAAAGUUUUUGAUUGAUCAGAUUCAAAUAGAGAAAAUACCCGAUUCUCCGGGGGAAGAUCUUCUUCAUUAUUGAAGGAAAUCGAAAGUUUCUGGCAAUUUAUUCAUGAUUCCAUGCAGCUUUCAAUUUCAUAGUCACAGUAAUAGCCACAUUGGCCACAUCAAAUGGAGAUGAGGGGCGGUGGCGGCAACGUCUGCAGCAAUGGGCUGGUCCCUCCCACUACCCAUAUGGCAGCAUCGGAGACCAUGAAGGCUCCCUUAGCUGCUCCUCGGCCUCUAAACGGCCGAACUGCCAUAGUCACCGGCUCAUCCCGAGGAAUCGGCCGGGCUGUUGCAGCUCACCUGGCAUUGCUUGGGGCCAAAGUCGUUGUCAACUACACCUCCACUGGCUCACAAGCUGAUCUCCUGGCUGAUGAGAUCAAUUCCACGGCCCCUGGUUCCGCCACCACUUUCCGAGCUGAUGUUUAUGAUCCGACCCAUGUCAGAUCCCUCUUUGAUGCAGCUGAGAAAGCAUUUGGCUGCCCUGUGUCUGUACUGGUCAACUCUGCUGGGGUUAUGGAUUCUGCUCAUUCGACUAUUGCUGAAACUCCCGUAGAAGAAUUUGAUAAGAUCUUCAGUGUGAAUGCAAGAGGGGCAUUUCUGUGCUGUCGGGAAGCUGCAAAUUGCCUAAAACGUGGAGGUGGCGGUCGAAUAAUCUUACUCUCAUCUUCAUUGGUUGGAGCUCUGAAGCCGACGUAUGGAGCUUACACUGCAUCUAAGGCUGCAGUGGAGAUGAUGACCAAAAUUCUGGCAAAGGAGCUGAAAGGCACCGGGAUAACUGUGAACUGUGUUGCUCCUGGCCCGAUUGCGACUGAUCUGUUCUUUGCUGGUCGAAGCGAGGAAUACGUGAAGAAUGUGAUCGACGCAUGCCCGAUGGGCAGGUUAGGUGAGACGGAGGAUGUUGCUCCAGUCGUUGGUUUUUUGGCCACUGAUGCAAGCGAGGGGAUUAAUGGGCAAGUGAUUCGAGUUAAUGGUGGCUUCGUUUAGAUUGAAGAUAUGCGAGUUACCAAAACAGUCUACUGGCAUCUUUACCGGAAAAAAGUUAUUAGAGAAAUGUCAUACCUCAAAUAUAUCACCUGGCAGUGUAGUGGCCUCAUUAAAUAUCCGUGCGUAAUUACACGGAUAGGAGUAUUGUGCAAUAUUAUAUCAGAUAUAUAUAUAGUUGCUUGAUAUAAAA
Molecule: messenger RNA, 1552 nt
Organism: Punica granatum (pomegranate)
Lineage: Eukaryota; Viridiplantae; Streptophyta; Magnoliopsida; Myrtales; Lythraceae
Source: RefSeq, a predicted model, not a curated record